GUGGGCGGGGGCCCGCGCUGGGGACGUGUGUCCCAGGCUCACCCCGGCCCGCUCCGCCGCUAUAAAGGGCAAGUCCUCGGCGGCUCGCCUAGGCUCGCCCAGCUCCGCCCUGCCGCUCAGGCCACUCGACCCUCUCGGGCCUCGGCUACUCGGGCUGCGGCGAAGAUGGCGGCGCCGGCGGCUCCUGCGGCGGGGGACAAGGGCUCCGAAGCUCAGCUGGAGGCCGCCUUGGCCGACGUGCCCGAGCUGGCUCGACUGCUGGAGAUUGACCCGUACCUGAAGCCCUUCGCCGCGGACUUCCAGCGCAGGUAUAAGAAGUUCAGCCAGGUUUUGCGUGACAUCGGAGAGAAUGAAGGUGGUAUCGACAAGUUCUCCAGAGGUUAUGAGUCAUUUGGCAUCCACAGAUGUACUGAUGGUGGCAUAUACUGCAAAGAAUGGGCCCCAGGAGCAGAAGGAGUUUUUCUUACUGGAGAAUUCAGUGGUUGGAAUCCAUUUUCUCACCCAUAUAAAAAGCUGGAAUAUGGAAAGUGGGAGCUGUAUAUCCCACCCAAGCAGAAUAAAUCUCCCCUGAUACCUCAUGGGUCCAAAUUGAAGGUAGUUAUUACUAGUAAGAGUGGUGAGAUACUGUACCGCAUCUCACCGUGGGCAAAGCAUGUGGUGCGUGAAAACAACAAUGUGAAUUAUGAUUGGAUACACUGGGAUCCAGAAGACCCAUAUAAAUUCAAGCAUUCCAGACCUAAGAAACCACGAAGUCUAAGAAUUUAUGAAUCUCAUGUGGGAAUUUCUUCUCCUGAAGGAAAAAUAGCUUCUUAUAAACAUUUUACAAGCAAUGUACUACCAAGAAUCAAAGACCUUGGAUACAACUGCAUUCAGUUGAUGGCAAUCAUGGAACAUGCUUACUAUGCCAGUUUUGGAUACCAAAUCACUAGUUUUUUCGCAGCUUCAAGUCGUUAUGGAACUCCUGAAGAGCUGAAAGAACUUGUUGACACAGCACAUUCAAUGGGCAUCAUAGUCCUCUUAGAUGUGGUACAUAGCCAUGCCUCAAAAAAUUCAGAGGAUGGGCUAAACAUGUUUGAUGGGACUGAUUCUUGUUAUUUUCAUUCUGGACCCAGAGGGACCCAUGAUCUUUGGGAUAGUAGAUUAUUUAUCUAUUCCAGGUAAGUGCAUAUAACAUGGCAUUUGUUGUUGUU
This is a messenger RNA of Acomys russatus (golden spiny mouse), 1190 nucleotides long. Its product is annotated as 1,4-alpha-glucan-branching enzyme. Gene Ontology annotation, molecular function: 1,4-alpha-glucan branching enzyme activity; hydrolase activity, hydrolyzing O-glycosyl compounds. Gene Ontology annotation, biological process: glycogen biosynthetic process. The record is from RefSeq and is a predicted model, not a curated record. Bases 166 to 1161 code for a protein of 331 amino acids. Lineage: Eukaryota; Metazoa; Chordata; Mammalia; Rodentia; Muridae. The transcript has 7 exons. Gene Ontology annotation, cellular component: cytoplasm.